CACUACGAACGGGGAAAAUCUCAUAUAUUCCCUUAUACGGGCCUGACACAUGGGCCCUUAUGAACGGAAGUUUGCACGCCGUCGACGAAGCGAGGACCGAGCCGUGGCUCGAGACGUCGCCGGCGUCCUGAUCCGUGGAUCAGAUCAGUGGCUUUCCGGUAGCGGUGGUGGUUGACGCUGUAAAUGACGUAAGUGGGCCGCCGGCUGCUAGGGCAGUGAACUUGGAUUAGGCCUUCUUCCCAGGCGGUUGUAAGGUGGGGAAAUCUACUGCGGCGAAGGCGACUGCGGUCUCUAGCGAGCUCACGGGUACUCCGGCGGCCAUGGAGUUCCUGAUGCAACCGAUAAACAGAACACUGCUAGAGGAGGUGAAUGAUAACAACAGCACGAUGGAGCCCGUGCAGAUGUUGAGAUGCCAGUACCAGCAGCUUCUAGUGCGGACGGCCAGAACUGUCGUGAUGAAGCAGCUGUUGAGGGUGGAAGUGCAGAUAAGGCUCCGUGUUGGGAGCAGUCUAUAGAGCAAUUAGACCCAAAGACACGGGGGCGCCGGACACAAAGGUGCUGGAGCCUAGUGGGCGGGAGAUAUGGCGUGAGUGUGUACAAAUGGGCGAUGGGGUCUGGCUCAUGGAGUAGCUCACAGCCAUUCGGACUUGAGAGGGCCAAGAUGGGAGCUUCAAAAGUUUCCCGGACUGCAUCUUCGUUGACCAGAACUGAAGAAUGCUCCAAGGCGUGCAAUGGUUCGAUUCAGGCCACAAUGCAAGCAAACGCAGAUUCAGAAGCGUCAGUUAACCAGGGAGAUGAUCGUGUGCCUGUGAGUAGCGAGAACUCUGUGGUUUCCUCGCUCUCUCUCCAGGUUAGCGCCGGUGCGAAGUUGGAGAGGCAGAGGAAGGAGGUGAACCGAAUGUUGCUGCUCAUGAGUUGCGAAUGAAGAUGCAGAAGAGGGGUACGGCCAGCACGACCCUGUUGGAACAGAAUCAACGGCCCAAUCCGUCCUCGUCCGUCUGAUCCACGUCGCAGCUAACUGACGGACUUAUCUGAUCUGUGGGCCACAUGCUAUUUCGGGAAAUAAGAACGAGGAGCACAUACCCGUUGCUAUACAGUCUGCGGCACAGAUCGCGAGAUGAAUAAAUGGUACCGAUUCCGAGCUCCUGUGAGCUCGGGCUCACAUAGGCAUUUUCGGUUAUUUAUGCUCUUAUUUGUCCCUUUUUCUCGUGUUCCGUGGUAUGAACGUUUUACCAAUUGCUCCGUUUAAAAUGAUAUGAGAGCAUCUAUUUUCUUGGAGUGGUUAUUUAUCAGGUGCCCUGGAAAUAUUUAUUUUAUUAGUCAGUAUUUAUGGCCGCUGGAUGAGCCUUGGAAA
This is a messenger RNA of Aegilops tauschii subsp. strangulata, 1354 nucleotides long. RefSeq lists its product as uncharacterized. The record is from RefSeq and is a predicted model, not a curated record. Lineage: Eukaryota; Viridiplantae; Streptophyta; Magnoliopsida; Poales; Poaceae.